Molecule: messenger RNA, 933 nt
Organism: Cucurbitaria berberidis CBS 394.84
Lineage: Eukaryota; Fungi; Ascomycota; Dothideomycetes; Pleosporales; Cucurbitariaceae
Exons: 2
Coding region: 1-933 (310 amino acids)
Biological process (GO): tRNA methylation
Cellular component (GO): cytoplasm
Molecular function (GO): tRNA methyltransferase activity
Source: RefSeq, a predicted model, not a curated record
AUGGCGAAUCGCUUCGAGGCACGUAAGCAAAAGAUCCUGGAACAGCUUGAUGCUCCCGUGGGCGAGUAUCACGAUCUGUCGCCAAAAGGCUCAAUCGACGAGCCAAUUCGUACUCUGAUUGGCGAGAUCAACGACCUCGAAGGCCUCGUCACCACCAGCAGCUGCUCCGGAAGAAUCAGUGUGUUUCUAGAAGGACGAAAGGGGGAAAUCGAGGGUGAUGUCUCUGCCGCGGAAGGUGAAGACUCUCGCGCCGGGCCAGGAGGGAAGGGCGGUGGAGGCACCUGGCUGUUUAUUUCUCACGCAGCGGUCGAUAUCUCUAAUUCAUCCUCACCCCCAAAUUAUAUGUCAAUGUUUGGGUUGGAAAAUAUCACAGUUGAGGAGGAGAGAGCACCUGGUGUAUCAUGCAGGUACAUUCACCUAAAAUUCGAGCCGAUGAUUCUCCAUAUAUUGAGCGCAUCUAUGGCGCAUGCCCAGCGCAUAGUCACUGCAGCCUUGACCGCCGGCUUCCGUGAGAGCGGCGCUGUGGCGUUAGGGUCGACUAAGAGCGGAGAGUCCAAUCCCAUGAUAGCAGUACGUUCAACCGGAUAUUCGUUCGAUUCCAUCAUCGGCUAUUAUGAUGAAGAGGGCCAUAACGUUCCCCUUGUUGAUGUGAAAUACCUCUCCACAUUGGUCCGCAUUGCGAAUGAACGAUUUAAAAUCAACGCCGAACGGAUAGCACGAUUCCGCAUGGCCUUGCUGGAGUCGUACUAUCCUCAAACCGCCUCUGGUGUAUCCAGACCAGGUUGGGAAGAUGCAGAUGCCCGAAAAAUACGUAAAAAAGAGGAAGGCUUAGCGCGACAACGAGCACUGAAGAAUCGAAAUUCUCAAGAGGACACUGUUGCCGAGUGCGGAUCAACCAAUACCGACAAUGUCGAUGGCAUGUUCCAGCAAUAA